AUGGCCAAGAGCAGCACCACCUCACAAACACAUGUUCCCAUUUUCAAAAGCGAAACCUUCAACUUGUGGAUUUUUAAGAUGAAGACAAUGUUUCGAUCAAAAGGACUUUGGCCUCUUGUCGAGAAAGGUUUUAGUGAGGAAGGAGCUGAAGCACAAAUGGAGGAAAUCAGGAAGCAAGAUUUGGAUGCUCUCUAUCUUAUUCAGCAAGGCCUAGAUGAGAGGAUUCUCAUUCGAAUUGCUGAGGCUGAAACUGCCAAACAAGCUUGGGACAUCCUUAAAACUGAGUACCAAGCAAACACAAAAAUACUCUCUGUCAAGUUGUAUUCACUUCGGCAAGAGCUCGAGACUACCAAGAUGAAGAGCGGUGAGAAAAUCCAAGACUUCAUCAGCAGAGUCUUAGAUGUGGUCUAUCAGAUCAGAGUGCUCGGCGAAGAUGUACCUGAGUCAACAAUGGUGGGAAAAAUUCUAAGGAGAAAAGAAGAAGAAACUGCCUUUCAAGUUGUAACCAACUCCCUUGCUGAAACUAGUCUUAGAGGAGGGAGAGGCAAUGUUCAUGGUCCCUUCAGGGAACAUUUUCGUGGCCGAGGCAGAGGAGAAGAAACUAAAAAUGAAGAAACUGAAGGACUAUUGUUCAUGGUCAAUGGAAGUGAAGAAGCAAGUCAACAAACUGUGAGACUUGGAGAUGGUAAGAUUUUGAAGGUUGGUGGUAUUGGUGACGUUCUUCUCCAUUCGAAUACUGGGAAGAUCAACAUAACAAUUGCAUGCAUUCGGAUGACAGCCCACAAGAUGUUUCCCCUGGAUGGUGGAGAUAUAGGGUCUGCUCAAAUGGUACUAGGAGAGACUAAAGAAUCCAAGCUUUGGCAUUGA
Dioscorea cayenensis subsp. rotundata (Guinea yam) is the source of this 867-nucleotide messenger RNA. RefSeq lists its product as uncharacterized. The record is from RefSeq and is a predicted model, not a curated record. Lineage: Eukaryota; Viridiplantae; Streptophyta; Magnoliopsida; Dioscoreales; Dioscoreaceae. The transcript has 5 exons. Bases 1 to 867 code for a protein of 288 amino acids.